AUGGCCGCCUCCAAGAAAUUCGCACUCUUGUGCCUGGAGAACCCGCUGCUUGACAUCCAAGCGGUCGGCACCGAGGAGCUGCUGAACAAGUACGGGCUCAAGGCCAACGACGCGAUCCUGGCCGAGGCCAAGCACCUGCCGCUGUACGAGGAGCUGCUGAACAACUACGACGCGAAGCUGAUCGCGGGCGGCGCGGCGCAGAACACGGCCCGCGGCGCCUCGUACAUCCUGCCCGCCAACAGCGUCGUCUACCUGGGCGGCGUCGGCGACGACAAGUACGCCGCCAUCCUGCAGGACGCCGUCAAGCAGGCCGGCCUGCGCGUCGAGUACCGCGUCGACCCGACGGAGCCCACGGGCCGCUGCGGCGUCGUCAUCACCGGCUACAACCGCUCCCUGUGCACCGACCUGGCCGCCGCCAACCACUACGACCUCGACCACCUUAAGAGCCCCGAGAUCUGGAAGUUGGUCAAGGGCGCUGAGUUUUACUAUGUUGGUGGCUACCACUUCACCGUCUGCCCACCCGCCAUCAUGGCUCUAGGUGAAGAGGCCGCCGCCAACGACAAGACCUUCGUCGUCAACAUGUCGGCCCCCUUCAUCGCCGAGUUCUUCAAGGACCCGCUCGACGCGAGCGCCAAGUACUGGGACGUCGUCAUCUGCAACGAGACCGAGGCCGCUGCCUACGCCAAGUCGCACGACCUGCCCUCGGGCGAGUCCGACAUCGCCGCCGUCGCACGCGCCCUCGCCGACCUGCCCAAGGCCAACGACAAGCGAAGGCGCCUCGCCGUCGUCACCCAGGGCACCCUGCCCACCCUCGUCGCCACCCAGGGACAGCAAGACGUCAAGGAGUACCCCGUCCACGCCAUCGCCGCCGACCAGAUCAAUGACACCAACGGCGCUGGUGACGCCUUUGCCGGCGGCUUCGUGGCCGGUCUUGUCCAGGGCAAGCCCCUUGACGCCUGUGUCGACAUGGGACAGUGGCUUGCGCGGUUGAGCAUCCAGGAGUUGGGCCCCUCGUGA
Messenger RNA from Anthostomella pinea, 1017 nucleotides. Lineage: Eukaryota; Fungi; Ascomycota; Sordariomycetes; Xylariales; Xylariaceae. The record is from the annotation of a GenBank genome assembly.